Molecule: messenger RNA, 7357 nt
Organism: Parasteatoda tepidariorum (common house spider)
Lineage: Eukaryota; Metazoa; Arthropoda; Arachnida; Araneae; Theridiidae
Product: serine/threonine-protein kinase 3
Biological process (GO): protein phosphorylation; signal transduction; protein tetramerization
Cellular component (GO): cytoplasm
Molecular function (GO): ATP binding; protein serine/threonine kinase activity
Source: RefSeq, a predicted model, not a curated record
UUAAAGUAUGAUUUUCACUUCACUUGACUGGCAAUAACUCUAGCUGUAAAAGGAAAACUUUUUGUUUAUUUAUUUUCAGCAAGAUAAUUAUGCGAAUUUUGUUUAUUUAAAUUUGAAAUGUUAUGGCUCAUAUAUUUAUUCUUUCUAAAUUAAAGAAGCAUGGGUUUAUUUGUCUGUGGACCUGUGUUCAGAAUACGAUGCGAAAGUUAUUUAUCGCACAUUAAAAUUUAUCAAAACUCACCCCGAGUUCUGGUAUCAUGUCUAAAAGUGAGCUGAAAAAAUUAAGUGAAGAGAGUUUGACUAGGCAACCUGAAGAAGUAUUUGAUAUUAUAUGUAAAUUGGGAGAAGGGAGUUAUGGAAGUGUAUACAAAGCACUCCACAAAGAAUCUGGACAGGUUCUUGCCAUUAAACAAGUUCCGGUUGAUACAGAUCUUCAGGAGAUAAUUAAGGAAAUUUCUAUAAUGCAACAGUGUGAUAGCCCUUAUGUAGUUAAAUAUUAUGGAAGUUAUUUUAAAGGAACUGACUUAUGGAUAGUGAUGGAAUAUUGUGGUGGAGGAUCUGUUUCAGAUAUCAUGAGAUUGCGAAAGAAAACACUUCUUGAAGAAGAAAUAGCUACUAUUCUUUGUGACACUCUUAAAGGGCUAGAAUAUUUGCAUUAUAGACGAAAAAUACACAGAGAUAUCAAAGCUGGUAACAUCCUCUUAAAUACCGAAGGCCAUGCAAAACUUGCAGAUUUUGGAGUUGCUGGACAAUUAACUGACACCAUGGCUAAGCGAAAUACUGUUAUUGGAACUCCAUUUUGGAUGGCACCUGAAGUUAUUCAAGAAAUCGGGUAUGAUUGUGUGGCAGAUAUAUGGAGCCUUGGAAUAACAGCAUUAGAAAUGGCAGAAGGAAAGCCUCCAUAUGGAGAUAUUCAUCCAAUGAGGGCUAUAUUCAUGAUUCCUGCUAAGCCUCCUCCAAGUUUUCGGGAUCCUGAUCAGUGGUCUUCAGAGUUUAUUGAUUUUGUAUCUAGAUGCUUAGUAAAAAGUCCUGAUGAAAGAGCUACAGCUACGGAACUUCUGCAGCAUGAAUACAUAAAAAAUGCAAAACCUGUCACAAUAUUGCAACAAAUGAUUGCUGAAGCAAAAGAGAUUCAAGAAAGUGAAACUUAUCGUAGAGAUAGGACCAAUAACUUGGACUUUGAUGAUGAUGAAGUUGAUUCUCACACUAUGGUAGAAUUUGUGGCAGACUCUGGCACUUUAGUUCCAAGCAACUGUGAAUCAGAUGAAAAUAAUACAAUGAUUGCCCACAGUGACACCAACACUUUAGUUGCUAACAGCGACAUAGAGUCUGAUCUAGGCACUUUGGUUAUUAAUAGUGAUGGAGAAGAUGAUGAUUCUACAAUGAAACGUCAUGAUACUGCUCCAGGUGAAAAGAAAGAAAACUACCGCCCAUAUUUUUUAGAUCAUUUUGAUAAAAAGGAAAGAGAACAACUGCAUAGAAAUGAAGCUAGUGUAAAUAAUAGUCAGGAAUUUUUGCCUCAUUCUGGAACUCCUCACCCUAAUCAUUUUCAACAAAAUGAUGUCAAAUCAAACACAUCAAGCAACAAUUCUCUAACUCCAGAAAAGAGGUUUUCCAUUCAACUUCAACGCCAACUGAAUCAGAUUAGUAAUGUUGGUCCAUCAGCUGCUCUUCACGAGGCUACCAAGUUUCAACGUUCUUUUACUGAGGGCGAUUUUGAUUUUUUGAAGGUCCUUAGCUAUGAUGAGCUUAGUCAACGCAUGGCUAACUUAGACUCAGAGAUGGAACGAGAAAUUGAAGAAUUGAGGAGGCGCUAUCAAGCAAAGAGACAACCAAUUCUAGAUGCCAUGGAUGCAAAGAAAAAAAGACAGCAAAACUUCUGACAGUUUAAUUUUUUUCAUUUAAAAUCUUUCAGCCCCUCUUAUUGUGGCAUUUGCAUGAUUUUAUGGCUGUGUAUUCAGCCUUUGCCUUGUGAUGGGAUUGUGAUAUACAAAAUACAAGCCUGCCUAUGGAACCUAAAACUCUUUGGAAUGACUGUUCUGUUUGAGAUGUGAAUGCACACUGUAUGUCAUUCAGUUAUAUUGAAUCUUUGGUCAUUUAAGACUGAAAUACAUUUUGUCGUUUUCCCUAUUGCUUUAUGAUUUCCUAGGUUUUUUUUUAACCAAACAUAUUGCAAUAAAUGCCAUGUAUGUUUUUGAGUCUAAAUCUUACCCAGUGGAAUAACAUGUACAUUAAUAUAUUGCCUAACAUUCUCAGUCAAAUCAUGAUGUGUAUAGCUAUGUGUUGUCAUUGUACAAAGUUAUUAUAAGGUGCUCAUCACUAGUCACUUAAGAUGAUCUAUUGCUGUAGUUCCUACAGGAACCAAGUGCCAGCUUGUAGAUUUCGAAACAAGAGUGAAUUGUUCCUGCAACUAUCUUUAAAAAUAUUUACCUGAUAAUUGUUAAAUGGAAAUCAUUAUCAUUUUGUUUCUUUUCUUAAGGUUUACUUCACCUCAUAAAGUAUUACUCUAAAGGUAGUUACAAAUUUAGCUUAUUUUCUUUGAAUGAUUGGUACAGUUUACGAUUAGAAUUUUGUGUGUAACUGAGAUUUGGUUCAAGUUUUUCCCUCCCAGUUUGUAAAACUAUUAGAGCAAACUGUGUACUCUUUAUUACUCUUUACUAUUUAUGUACUCUUUAUUUUUAAAAUAUUAACACAAUAGUGUUAGUUUUAAAGGUCUGAUACUGAAUUUACUCUAAGACUAGCAUAGUUUCACUUCUCAAUACAUGCCAUAAUGGUAAUGUGAAUGUUUGACUGUAUUAAACUCUUAUUUAAAUAGACUUUUACUUUUAUCUAGUCAGUAUAAAAUUUCAAAAUCUUGCAUUUAGAAGAAGAUAUUUAUGUUUUGAAGGAAAAUAGUAGAGAACCUUCUUAUAUUUUUUGUUUUUAUUUUUCAUUUAAUAUUUUUUAUUCAAGUUAUUUUGUUGAAGUAAUUUUUUUUAAUAAAAAAUAUAUAUUCAUAUAUUUUUUUAUUAAAAAAGUGCAACCUAUAACAAGAAAAAUGAUAUUUCUUUUCUAUGCGUAAAUUAAAUUUAGUUGUUUGAAAAUUUUAUGUAAUUUCUAUUAAGUUAUUCGAGUUCCCUUUGUGUUAGAUCAAAAAUGUAAUACUUAAGUUUAUCUCAUUUUUAAGUGAAUCUGAUUGUUAUGAUUAAGAUUUUAGCUAUUAUUAGUUUGAAAAUAGGUUACUAUGUGUAAUAUAAAAUCCAUAACAAUGAAAUUUGUCACUUUCUUUUUCCAUUCUGGUUGCAGAAUUAGUGUGGCACAGCAGUGGGCAUCAGAUUUGCAUUUUUGUCUUCGAGAAGAAAUUUUUUUUCCUGACAGAGUUUUUUUGAAAGAAAAUUUAAAAUAAAUUUUAGAAAAUUUGAAAACUGAAUAUUAAAAUUAACUUUUCAGACAAAAUUUUGUAAGACAUCAGACUUUAGUUUUCUCUCUCCUUAAAUGAUCAAUUCUAUUGACUUUAUAAGCACUACAUUAUUCAGGAGUAGAUUCUAAACAUGUUCUCCUGUAUUAUUAGUGGAGGGAGAAAAAUACCAAUGUCUGAAGAUCUGAUGUAUUGUUAUUUAUUUUUUAUAAAAAUAGUUAAAAUAAAAUAAUUGCAUUGUUUAUAAGAACUUUUUUAUUUUUAAAAUUGAUUUGAAAGUUGUAAGUUGAUAAUGAGAGUUAAACUAAUAAACAGUAAUAACAUUUUAAAACUAGUGAUUGACUAAUAAAUGAAGAACUACUAACUUAUUAUGAAUUAUUUCUUUUAUUAAUUAUUGAGUAUGAUCUUUAAUGAUCCAAUUAAUCUUUUCUGUUAUAUUUAUCUCUGAAACUGUGGUUUUAAAAAUUGACUAAGAUCUGAGAUCUGUUCAUUGUUGUUUGUAUAUUUAAAAAAUCUAUAGUAAUUUCAUUUAUAUCAAUUAUGUUACUUACUAAUUUCGAUUACCAUUAAACAUGUUAUGCUUUAUUUAUAAUUUAUGUUACCAAUUAUUUGUGUGUUUUUUUCAGAAUAUUCAUUGCAAAAUAGUCAUUUUACUAACAAGAAGGAAACUAUUGUUUUAAAUACUUAUAUUAUUGGUUGAUUAAUUUAUUUCAUUCUACAGUUAACAUGUUCUAUUAUUUAUCAUUGGAUGGUAGUCUAAAAUGAAAACUUUGUCUUUUAAUUGGUGGAGACCUUAAGAGAAAAAAGUACUAAGUGAAAUUUUUUGUGAAUUUAAAUAAAUUAACUUUAAAGCUUUUUUUGCUACAUUACUAAAUUACUGUGUUUUUGGUAUAUUUUUUAAAGGCAUAUCAAUUACUAUUUUGGAGUUAUAUUGAUUUGACUUUUUUAAUUUAGGAAACUUUUGUAGGUUUUUGCAGUACACUUCCUUCCAUUUACAUAAAAUUAAAUUGAUCCAGAUUUUGAAUGAAAGUAAAUUUUUAAAUUAUACUAAUGAUUAUUUUGGAAGGUGUAAAUUAUUUCAGAAUAAUUGUUUGAUAUAAUGGUCAAAAUUUUUAUGUGUGCUGCACAUUACAUGCUAUAGAGUAUGUUUUUAAUGUGUCUCAGUUAAUAUGUAUUGACAAUUAAUAUGGAUCUACUCACAAAAAUAUUUUUCAAUGAAUUUUUAUUUUUCUUCCAUCUGUGACUGAGAAACGCAAAAGGAAAUUGAGAUAAAGCUUCAUCUCUAUUUCCUGUUUGAAGGUUUCCAAUUAGCAAAAUUUAUAACUCCUAUUACUUAUUUAAGUUGUUUCCUUCCUAACAUUUCAAUUUCGAUGUCCCAAUAUGCUGAUGAGAGGUUUGUUGACUGUUUUUAGCCAAAUGCACUCAGAACCUUCUUUCACUUAAAAAUUAUCCACUGAAAAAUUAUUACUUAAUAUGAUCAUCAGCUAAGUUAUUUAAAAUUGAAAGAUUAUUAAUUGUUAAAUAUAACUAAAAUAAGUUUUUCUCAGAGAAAUUACAAUUCUUUUUCUAAAAUUAUAGCUUAGUAUAGCAGUUCCCAAUUUUGUUUGGCUGUGGAAUCCUAAUUGAUCCACUUUUUUUUUUGGUGGAGCCGCAGAAUUAUAAAAAAAAAGUUCAUUCGCAGCUGUGAAUAUACUAAGCCAAAAAAACUACUAAUUAAGACUACUUAGGCUACUAAUUAUUUUGGAAAAUAUAUUUUAUGUGAAUCAUAUGAAUUUGUGUUUGUAUAUGCUUAAAAUGAAUAAAAUAAGCAGAAUUGCGAUUUUUACAGAACUAAUAAGCGUUGAGAGUAGUUAUCAGAGAAACAUAAUUCUUUAUUAUUGAAUUUAGUUAUUUUAUUUGGAAUUGAAAUUCUCGAUGAGUAAUUCCUAUUGAAGUUUUUAUAAAUGCAUAUGCUUUUCUUAAUUUCAAUAUAUUACUAUUGAAAAACAUUUUUUUUUUUUGAAGUUAGCUAAUUUUUUUCCAUUAGCAAAAAUAAGUUAAUAUUAACAACCAAAAUAUCAAAUAAAUUAUAGAUUAUUGGUUUGAUAUUGAUUUAACUAUUAGUGGUUAAAAAAAUCCUAACUUUCAGAAUCCUUGUAAUCCUUCCACGAAGCCCUAGGGCUCUACAGAACACGUUUUUGAAACAGCUGAGUUGGAACAUUCUUUCACCGAGCACUUUAAUUUUGCCUGGAAAUAUUUUACAUAGUGCUAAGCAUUUUUUUUUAUUUGAUCAAUCAAUUUUCUGUCUUUUAAAAUUCUUGAAUGCUUGAAAUGAUCCAUAGAAAGUGUUUUGUGCCUUUCCUUUGGAGUCGGGUUGAUUGAAUGCCUUUUCUCAACUGAUGGUAAAGCUCUUCAUAAGUAUGAAGCUGCUUAAUAUAUUUUUGUAUUGUAAUUAACCUGAAGCAGUUAAUAUUUUAACAGUGUAAUUAGUAUGAACUAGAAACAUAUCAGGAAUAAAUUUGGUCACUGAUUAAUUUUUGCUUUAUCAUAAUUUUUAAUCUGCUAUAUUUCCAUUUUUUUAAAGUAAAUGUAGGGAAAAGAUAAGAGUAAUAGUUCAAAAUCAUUUUUUUAUUAUUUGAAGCAUAAAAUGUGUUAUAAAAUUAUUAUUUUUAUAAUUUUGCUUAUUAUAGGCUUCAAACCAGAGCAAGAAUGUAAAUUUAAUGGUUUUUAUUUGAGAUAAGUAAAUUCUUAUGUAUUGCUUGUUAGCUUGGCAAUGUUCUGCCAUUAGUGACUGAGUCCAGAGCAGUUUUAGCUUAAAUGUCUUUUUGAAAAACUUGCCAUUUGUGAUUUCAUAGAAGACAAAUAUCUUCUUUAUUUAAACUUUUUUGAUAGUUGAUUUGUUUUUUUAAUACUUCUGCAAUUUUACACUGGAAUUUUUUCCUUCCCCUUUUUUUUCUAUCACUUUUUGCAGUGAACUGACAGCAUAUUAAAUUUUUUGUAGACUGUUGUUAAAAAUUUACAAAAUUUCACAAUGUCAAAUUCUAGCAAAUUUUAUUACUUCUAUUGUAUUAGCCAUUACAAUUUUUGAAAUCUUUCAAUCUAAUUAUUGCAUUUAAAGUUUACAUUAAUAUUUCACAGUUAUUGCUUUAAGAGUAAUGUCGAUAUAUUUGUACAUGAAUAAAAAUAUAUUUAUUUUUUUGCAACAAAAUAAACACAACUUUCAAUUUCUGUCACAAAUUGAGAUUUGUACAAAUUCUACUAGUUUCAAAUGGCCUUAUUUCUUAAGACUUUGAUUUUUUAAAAUUUUCUAACAUUUUUGAAACUAUCUUUUAAAACUAUUGCAGCAAAUGUAGUUUUUCUCUAUAAUUAACAUUGUAAAAUUAUUUUCAUUUUUAACAUGAGUGCUUCUGUGAAGUGAUUAAAUGUCAAGAGAAACUGAAAAAUAAAUUUACAAUGAUAAAAAUGUAAAAAGGAAUCAACACUGAAGGCUUGGUUAAUUAUUUUUAUAGUAAAUGGUAUUGCAGUCUGACUAACCAGACAUAGUACAAGAUAAGAUGCCAAAUCAAUUCAUUUCACAAAUGGCCAAUGUACUGACAAAGGGCACUAAUAUGGAGAUUUUUUACAAAUUUGUCAAAAAAACCCGUAUUUAAUAUAUCUAUUAACUCAUGAAAGGUUUUUUUUUUUCAAUUUUUAUAAUAAUUUGGACUUUUACCUGCAUUUUGGUUUAUAUCUGGAAUUACAAAGUUGUUUAGUCUUUCCAUUAUAUUUUUUUAUCUAUGAUGUCUCAGAAGAAAUUUGACCAAUAUUUAAAAAAAUCAUUCAAGCUGUCUGCUCUAGCUUCAUAUCUACAGGACCUCCCUUUUCCCGACCUUUAUUUUUCAUUAUGAAGCACAUUUUUUCUGUGUGGCAUCUUUUAAUUAUGCUGUUAGCGAUUGGUCACCUUUUGAUUGUCUUGGCAUGACUGCACAGACUGCAGUGCCA